CACGCUUAUUAUAUUCACACAAGGAUUUUUUUAUUUCUUUUUUUCUUCUUUUCCCUCUCUUCUUUAACCCUUAUCAUGUACAACGUACAAUUUCAACACUCGCCUUAUUCAGACCAUCAAAACCAAUAUGAAAUAUCGCUAAAUAAUGAUAAAGCGACUUUUCCUUCACCAAUAACAACUUCGCCUCUAGACUCACCCCCAAAUAAACUACCUUCAAACCAUUAUAUGACAUUACCACCCACUUCGCCAAGGCCCUAUAGCAACAGAAUAAGUCAACAAUAUGAUAUGUCAAACUACAUGCCAAAUCAACAAGCAAGUUAUUCUCAGCCCAUAUCAACAAAAGAUAAUCCAAUCAAAUUACCAUCAAGCCCACGCUAUUACGAAAACAAUAACAAUGACGAGAACUCACUUGUUUCGCCUUCAAGCCCACCUAACCUUGAAGAUGAAAUUGCACAGAGAAAUAUGCAACAUAUAUUUGAGAAAAAAAGACGCCGAAGAGAAUCGCAUAAUGCAGUCGAACGCCGAAGAAGAGAUAAUAUCAAUGACCGCAUCAAUGAGCUUGCUACCCUUUUACCUGACAGAGAUGCUGUUAAAUCUAAUAAGGGUACUAUUCUUCGUAAAUCUGUGGACCAUAUUAGACUUUUGCAUGACAAACUAAGACAGCAUCAACAACGUAUUCAAGAGUUGGAAGGUACACUGGAGUUAUACCGUGUUAGAAUGGGAGGUCAUCCAACAAACAAUAUGAUCCCGCCUGGACAUCCUUUAGAUCUAUCUGGAAUGCAACCACAUAUGACUAGUCAUGUAUCUUAUCCAAGAGACUGAUAUCGUUAUAUAUCUAUCUUUUUUUUUUUUUUUUUU
This is a messenger RNA of Gilbertella persicaria, 858 nucleotides long. RefSeq names its product Myc-type, basic helix-loop-helix domain-containing protein. The record is from RefSeq and is a predicted model, not a curated record. Gene Ontology annotation, cellular component: nucleus. The transcript has 2 exons. Gene Ontology annotation, biological process: regulation of transcription by RNA polymerase II. The coding region runs from base 76 to 822 and encodes 248 amino acids. Gene Ontology annotation, molecular function: DNA-binding transcription factor activity, RNA polymerase II-specific; protein dimerization activity; RNA polymerase II cis-regulatory region sequence-specific DNA binding. Lineage: Eukaryota; Fungi; Mucoromycota; Mucoromycetes; Mucorales; Choanephoraceae.